AUGGCUUUAAUUAAAAUGUUGGAAUAUUUCGACAAUGAGCAUCCAAUAGAUCUUUUAUUCGCUAAUGCUGAUGAUAGUGAUGCUGUAGAAUGGGAAGAUGCAUGGAAACGAUUAAUUGAAGUUAAUUAUAUGGGCAAUAUCUGUACUGUAAUGACAGUUUACAAAAAGAUGAAAGAGCGAAAUUUCGGACAAAUUGCAAUGGAUGCUAAUGUGAAUAGCACAAUUUCAUCGAAAGUUAUUACAGAUUUGCCUCCCAAACAAUCCACUGCCCGAUCUUCAUGCCCCGUUAGAGUUGAUAUGAAAUUCG
Molecule: messenger RNA, 307 nt
Organism: Racocetra fulgida
Lineage: Eukaryota; Fungi; Glomeromycota; Glomeromycetes; Diversisporales; Gigasporaceae
Source: the annotation of a GenBank genome assembly